Dicentrarchus labrax (European seabass) is the source of this 3059-nucleotide messenger RNA. RefSeq names its product mitogen-activated protein kinase kinase kinase 14a (gene map3k14a). Lineage: Eukaryota; Metazoa; Chordata; Actinopteri; Moronidae. The record is from RefSeq and is a predicted model, not a curated record. Gene Ontology annotation, biological process: protein phosphorylation; positive regulation of canonical NF-kappaB signal transduction. Gene Ontology annotation, molecular function: ATP binding; protein kinase activity. The coding region runs from base 178 to 2757 and encodes 859 amino acids. The transcript is spliced from 16 exons.
GCCAGCAUCAAGCAGAGAGAGAGCCUGAGCCGAGACGUUACUGAGAAACAGAACACGAAGGACGGGGCAGACAAACACAGAACCUACUUUUACUAAUGUAGAUGAUAGGUUAUUCAGAGCGGACACACAGGAGAGAGAUAGCAGUUCAGACUGGCAUCUGUCGAUCCAGCAGAUGAAAUGGCGGUGAGGCAAAGGAUCUUUAACUCAACAUCACCGUUCUCCGGGUCAUCCCAGGCCGAGCUGAAGGGGUCAUACCCAUCCUGCUCGGCUGCGGAACAGGAGACGGAGGAAGAGGAAGAGGAGGGGAAGGACAGCAAAAUGGGCUACAUACCCUGUUUAAACCCCUUGAUAAACAAAGUCCUGACACAUGGGACUGCAGAGCAAGUGGGAGAAAUGCCACUGAAGAACUCAACCUUCAUUGCCCAAGCAGAAUGUGAAACACAGGACUCCCAACAAUUCAGUCCAUCGUGUUCUGAACGUUCGUUUGUUCCCUCCCCUUAUUCCUUCAUCAGUAUUUCCUUAGAGCACAACAAUGUGGCGUGCCCAACCACAGCCUCCAUCCAGGAGCCGAGCAGCUCAUCAGGACAGCUCACUCCAAGAAAGAAGACCAGGAAGAGACAGAAGCGCAAGGGGAAGAAAAAACAGGAGAAGAAGAAUGACAAGCAGCGACACAGACAUCGAAUGCCUUCUGGAGUCCCUGAACAGGAGAGUGGAAGUUCUCUGGUCCGGAUCUUGGAGGAGUCGUCUCUUGGAGAGAGAAGUGACCUCAGUACUUCUUGCUGUAGCAGCAUCGAAAGCUCAGAAGAGCAGGACAGAGGACCUUUUCUCUACAGCCGACUCAUCUACAACACAGGCUCCAGCUGCUCUCCUCUGAACUGGAGGGACCAGGUCUGCGGCGGCUUCUCCAGUCUCCAUUCCUAUGGGCAGGACAGCGACUCAGACUCCCUCAGAAGUCUGGGAGACUGUUCGCUGGCCCUUGCUGGCCUCAGGGCCAGUGUCAGUCAGGGGGACCCAUGCUACGCGGCGCCCUUUUUCAAAGACGUGGAGAGAGAUGUAAGAGAAGAGGAAGAUGAUUUCUCCGCAGCUGAUUCUGUCCCCAAUGAGGGAUUAAUCUUUUACAAUGAAAAACUCCAGCCUGUGGACUCUGAAUACAGGGAAGGGAGGGAGUAUGUCCUCUCACAGUUCGUCAAGGAAGGCUCCUAUGGUGAAGUGCACAGUGCUCAAGAUGUCAACACAGGCUUCAAAUUUGCCAUCAAAAAGAUCCCCCUGAAGAGGUUCAGCAGUGAGGAGGUGGGUGCGUGGAGUACCCUCCGUUCUCCUCGUGUGGUGGAACUCUUUGGAGUGGUCAGAGAGGGGCCUAAUGUCGUCCUUUUCAUGGACCACAAAUCUGGCUCCCUGGGCCAGCUGAUAGCAGAGCGUGGCAGGCUGCCAGAGGAUCUAAGCCUCCACUACCACUGGCAAGUCUUAACAGCGCUUCAGUACUUGGUGAAGAAAAAAGUGGCGCAUUUAGACAUUAAAGCUGACAAUGUGUUGUUGUCAAAGGACGGUAGAGACACCUUCCUGUGUGACUUUGGACAUGCAGAGAGACUUGAUAAUCAGGGACAGAGCCUGAGUGGGUCCAGAGAUCUGAAGGGCUCAGAGACUCAUAUGGCCCCUGAGAUUGUAAAAGGGGAACCCCGCGGAGCCAAAGCAGAUGUGUGGAGCAGCUGCUGUAUGUUACUGAAUAUGCUCAAUGGGUGUCAACCUUGGACAAGAUACUACACCUGUAGACUUUACCUGAAGAUUGCUAACGAACCUCCGCCUCUGAGAGAGAUCCCCCCUGACUGUAGUCCGCACACAGCUGAGGUUAUCAAGGCGGGACUGCAGAAGGAUCCAGCCAAGAGAGCAUCAGCAUCUGACCUCAAAGAGAAAACUGCCAAAGCUCUGGAAGAAGUGGGAGGACUCACCAGCCCAGUGAAGGGACCCUACACAGAGCCCCUGUAUUUUGCCGACAAACCUCCUGACUCCCUGCAACUUAUCGAUAGCAGUUUUGACUACGAGGAGCAUCAAGAGUCUGUUGAGGAAGUGAUCACAACUGGGAGGAAGACGAAAGAGCUGGGUGAUGCCAAUGAAGAGGAGGCUGAUUCUGGCGAAUCAAAGCGAGGUUCGCCUUUCUGUCCGCAAACGCUGAUUUCUGAGCCAAACCACAAGAGGGGCAACAAGAUCACCACUGUGCCUGAACUAGAGCUACGUAAACUGGAGCAAGAUUUCUACCUGAGCAGUCUGUCCCAGCUUCACCCAGCUGAGAUGCAAGAGCAGCUGUUGUCUUGUCUCAGCAGUGACCCAUACUCCAACUGGGAACCAUGGGACAAAAAGGACUCUGGCCGCUGGUCCCUGAGCCCAGGAGACGACGUCAGCUCUGGUGUCUUCUCCUACAACAGUCAGCCAGAUGUGCAGGUUUUUAGUCUGGAUUUGCUGAGUCACACACAGCUACCACCACCGUGCUGUUUUGAAGGGGUUGAUGUCUGCAUCAGAGACUUCAACAGGAGAAGCAUCCGCAUCAGAGAGACGCGCCGGGUAAAGGUGGGCCACAUCGCCACUGGAAUCAGUGAUCAGAUCUCUGGGAGGGUUUUCACCUUGGAAACCCAGCAGGGGCAGCAGAUAGGUCACGAUGAGGAGGUCCAGGAGUCUGGUCUGGAGCUCUGCUGCGUUCCUGCUCCAGAUUUCAGCUCCGCCUGGAGGUGGAGGAUCAGAGACGGAGUGCUGGAGACGAGAUAGAGGCCACAGCUCUCUCGGUGCGGUGUCAUCUUAACCGUUGCAGAUGCGGCCUUCUGUUGAAUUGUGCGAGGAUCAUGCUUUCAUUGCGGAUAAAAAAAAAUUAAAAAUAGCAGUGCUGCCUUUUUAGCAAACGUGUCUUAUGUUUAAAUGCCAUAAUGUGGGGGUGUUGUGUAGCAUUUUGUCUUCAAGGUGUUAAUUCCUGUCAAUGAACUGAGCUUUUUUGACCACUGUGAUCUUUAUGUUACACCUUUUCUUAUUGCAUGCUUAAAUUGAAACAUUAAACAUGAUAUGAAACUGCAGAA